Messenger RNA from Telopea speciosissima, 768 nucleotides. RefSeq lists its product as uncharacterized. The transcript has a single exon. NCBI's taxonomy places the organism in Eukaryota, Viridiplantae, Streptophyta, Magnoliopsida, Proteales, Proteaceae. The record is from RefSeq and is a predicted model, not a curated record. Gene Ontology annotation, molecular function: nucleic acid binding; zinc ion binding. Bases 1 to 768 code for a protein of 255 amino acids.
AUGUAUGCAAGAAGAGCUACGAACGAUCUUCACAGAUUGAUGAAGGCAUUUAAAGCGGAUGAGUGGAUUGUACACCUUGAAGACAUCUUUGGCAUACUGGAGUGCACGGAUGAUCAGAAAGUCAAGUUGGCGGUGUUCAAACUAUCUGGUGACCCUAAGUUAUGGUGGAAGGGAGUGGAAAGACUCCGCACAGCAGAGAGUCCUCCUUUGACGUGGCAGCUGUUCAAGGAUUUGUUCAAUGAGAAGUAUUUCCUCACACAUGUUCGGAAUAGUUUGGCUGGAGAGUUCAUGGAUUUGAAGCAGGGAAACAUGAUUGUGGCUCAGUAUGAAUCCAAAUUCUCCCAGUUGGGCCACUAUGCUCCACACAUGGUAGCGACGGAAGAAUUGAAAGCAGACAAGUUUGUUAGAGGUCUUCGAACAUUUUUGAAGAAUAAGGUGUCACUUUUCGAGUUGAAGACUUUUGCAGUAGUGGUAGGAAAGGCGUAUGCCAUGGAAAAGGGGGACAAUGAGUUACAAUCUGUUAGAGCUCAGCAGAACAAGAACCGUAGCAGUGGCUCUAAGGCUCAAGCUCCACCAGGGAAGAAGCCGAAGGUUCAAGGCACAUCAACAAAUGUUCAGAGUCAGCACCCUAUUUGUACUCACUGUGGUAAACGUCACGGAGGGACUUGUUUCAAGCUCACCAAUGUAUGUUUCAGCUGUGGACAGCACGGACACCGGGCUAGCGAAUGUCCAAAUCUAAAGAAGACAUUUCAGCAAGACAAACUUUAA